Molecule: messenger RNA, 622 nt
Organism: Cryptomeria japonica (Japanese cedar)
Lineage: Eukaryota; Viridiplantae; Streptophyta; Pinopsida; Cupressales; Cupressaceae
Product: chaperone protein dnaJ 11, chloroplastic-like
Exons: 1
Coding region: 78-533 (151 amino acids)
Source: RefSeq, a predicted model, not a curated record
GGUAUUGUAAUAUAAAAGGGUUUCAUAUAACUCUAUAUGAUUCAUCCUUUUCUCAGCACUGUACAUGAAUUUUAUACAUGGGAUUCAUUGAUUCAAUUCUACUAUGUAAUCAUGUUGUCUGUUGGCCAAAUAACUCCUUGCAGAGAUUGCCCAUAACUUAUAUGACAGGAAAAAAUUGCAGCUUGAGUUUGAAGAAAAGUGUAAAACUCAGAGUAAUAUCAACGCAGAGAGAAAAGAGAAAUCUGUAUCAAGUUUUGGGGGUGAGUGAAGAGGCUAGUGUAAGGGAUAUAAAGAGUGCAUACAGAAAGCUUGCAAAGCAGUUUCAUCCUGAUACUGUUUUGGAUGAGUACUUGAAAAACAUAAGCAUUAAGCAGUUUACUGAUAUUAAGGAGGCAUAUUCUACUCUGGUGGAUCCACAGAACCGUGCCCAAUAUGACUUCCAGCUAGGGUUGAGAAUUAAAGUUGCCACUUCUGACAGGGGAUGUUCCUUUAAGAAGCAAGGAAGGAAUUGGGAAACAGAUCAGUGUUGGUAAUGGAGGUGGCUUUGAGUUUAUUUUGCUAUUGGGCAAUAUGACACAAUUUCAGCUUCAUCUCUUGUAUCAUACUUUCAAAAAUUUGAACA